AUGGACCAUGCGCAGUCGCCAUCAGACCCGAAGCCUGGCAAAGACAACAACGGGAAAACCAAGUAUCGGGUCCAAAAGCCCCAGGACUCCCGGGCUAAGUCUCGCCGGCCGGCCACCAUUAGUGCGUCCGGAAUCCACAGCGACGAUGUUGGAAUCUUCGUCACAUGCGACAAAGGUCAGGAGAGGAAAUGCUUGCAAGAGCUAUCUGACUUGUUGGAUGAGUUGCUUGCUGCUGAUACAGGUUGCCAAGCCGUGGAGGCAAGCCCGGACAUCCAGCGAGACAAGGAUGACGUGGAGGUCGAUAUUGAGGCCGACAUCCUUGCCGAAUUGGACUCAUUGAAAUCUAAACGGGAACCUCAAAACGGCUUGUCGCCAAAAUUAGCCUUCAUUACGCUUGAUAUUCCGUGCGUCUCCUUCGUGCGGUUUCCUAGCAACAGCUCCCUUGACCCCGUCGACAUAGUCAGUAAAUUAUGCCUCCUAGCCUCAAACAAGGCAGGAGCUGGACCACGAAGCCGCUAUAUCAAAAGACUCACCCCUGUUACCUUGAUCCGGAAGACCUUGAACGAUGGCCUGCAUUCCCUCUGUGACAAGGUUCUUCCCAGGCACUUCCUGGUCGACGAUGACAACAAGUCGAGCUCGGAACAGGAGGACGAAUCUAAGCAGCAACCAUGCAAAUUCGCCAUCCGCCCCACGAUCCGCAACAACAAUAAAAUCAAUCGAGAUGAAGUCAUUCGGGUGGUCGCUGACAAGAUCGUCGGUCUGGGCCAGGGGAAGCAUUCUGUAGACUUGAAAGGUUAUGAUAAGCUCGUCCUUGUCGAUGUGUAUCGGAACGUGAUUGGUAUGAGCGUUGUUGGGAGCGAAUAUCAGACACUGAAGAGAUUCAAUUUGGCCGAGAUCCAUGCAAGCCACUUUGACGAGGCCGACAAGAAGCGCACAGAUGAUGAAAGUUGA
Messenger RNA from Fonsecaea erecta, 951 nucleotides. RefSeq lists its product as hypothetical. The record is from RefSeq and is a predicted model, not a curated record. The transcript is spliced from 2 exons. Lineage: Eukaryota; Fungi; Ascomycota; Eurotiomycetes; Chaetothyriales; Herpotrichiellaceae. Gene Ontology annotation, biological process: tRNA modification. Bases 1 to 951 code for a protein of 316 amino acids. Gene Ontology annotation, molecular function: RNA binding.